Rana temporaria (common frog) is the source of this 1004-nucleotide messenger RNA. It is a transcript of the gene CFL2, whose product is annotated as cofilin 2. Gene Ontology annotation, molecular function: actin filament binding. The transcript is spliced from 4 exons. The record is from RefSeq and is a predicted model, not a curated record. Bases 280 to 783 code for a protein of 167 amino acids. Gene Ontology annotation, biological process: actin filament fragmentation; cell motility; actin filament severing. Lineage: Eukaryota; Metazoa; Chordata; Amphibia; Anura; Ranidae. Gene Ontology annotation, cellular component: actin cytoskeleton; actin cortical patch; cytoplasm.
GCCUGCCUUUCCUAAGCUCCCCACCCUACCUCCCCUGCACUAUAUUACACUUCUGUUCAUCAGACUAGCCUCUCUUUGCCUUCCUCACUCUCCCCUCUGCCUGUCCUCCCUACAAAUCUAAGCAUUGUGACUCUGCUCUUCUCCAAAUUCGACUUCUCUCCUCUUGUUUCCAGCAGUUGCCUGACACUCUGCCCUCUUCCAAAUUGCCUGGAUUUCUUAGCAAGCGUGGACUUUAGCAGCAAACCCAAGAUAUAGAGAUUUCCUUAUACAGACCACAUCAUGGCAUCUGGCGUGACAGUUAAUGAUGAGGUCAUCAAAGUGUUUAAUGAUAUGAAGGUGAGAAAAUCCCAAACGGCGGACGAGGUAAAGAAGAGGAAGAAGGCCGUCCUGUUCUGCCUCAGCCCUGACAAGAAGGAGAUCAUUGUGGAGACAGAGAAGCAAAUAUUAGUGGGAGAUAUUGGCAACACAGUCGAGGAUCCAUACAGGACCUUUGUUAAUCUUUUGCCACUCAAUGACUGCCGUUAUGGACUGUAUGAUGCUACUUAUGAGACCAAGGAAUCCAAGAAAGAGGACCUUGUCUUCAUCUUCUGGGCUCCUGACAACGCGCCACUGAAAAGCAAAAUGAUCUAUGCCAGUUCCAAAGAUGCCAUUAAGAAGAAGUUCACAGGCAUCAAACACGAGUGGCAAGUGAAUGGCAUGGAUGAUAUUAAAGACCGAAGCAACCUUGCAGAUAAACUAGGUGGCAAUGUGGUUACUUCACUUGAAGGUGUUCCAUUAAAAUGAACGCAAUUCCUUUUGAUGUGGAAGCUUAUAGUACCUACCAUAUCAGUUCCUGUUCUGACCACAUGGAAGGUUCUAGGUUUUUGUUUUAUUUAUUAAAUAAUGUUUUUUGAAUAUUUUCCUCUGUGAAAACAAUAAACCACGUUGGUGCUUGGAAAAAUUAAGUAAACUAACACCGUACAAAACUGUCAUAUCAUUAAAGCAUAAGGAACAACGUGUUUUUA